AACGUUGGUGUUGAGUGACGCCCGUCUGUUGCUUCUUGUGUUCAUCGGUGCGUCCUGCGAUUGGCGGAGGGCAGGGAAAGGUACCCAGCGCUGGCGCGCCGUGGGCGGGUGGAAGGCCUGUUUAUAAACCCAGAUCUCUCCUCGUGGGCGGGAACAGCAACAGUAGAGAGUGAAAGUGAAGCGAAGGAAGAGAGUGAGAGAGAGACGGUGGAGGAGACGAGGCUGUGGCGGCGGCUGAGGUUGACCGGGGUUCGCAGAGGGGGCGAGGCGGCCGCCCCUGUAUGCGUCUUCAACCGCGCAUGGACGACCACCUCAGCCUCCUGCAAUCACCCCCGCCGAGCUUAACCAAAACCCGGGCUGACAAUCUGGUGAACCACGGAUACACCGAGACAGAGGCCGACGUGAUGACGGUUGUAGCGUGUGACAAUAUGCUAGAAGAGUCGGCGGCUCUCCCGGGCCACCACUCUCUGGACCGUUAUGAACCAGACCACGAAUGCUGCGAGAGGGUCGUCAUUAACAUCUCAGGGUUACGCUUCGAAACGCAGCUCAAGACUCUGUCCCAGUUUCCAGAGACGCUACUGGGGGACCCUAAGAAAAGGAUGAGGUACUUUGAUCCUCUCAGGAACGAGUACUUUUUCGAUCGGAACCGACCCAGCUUUGAUGCCAUUCUGUACUACUACCAAUCUGGCGGGCGCAUCAGAAGACCCGUUAAUGUGCCCAUUGACAUUUUUUCUGAGGAGAUUCGGUUCUAUGAACUGGGUGAGGAGGCUAUGGAGAAGUUCAGGGAGGAUGAGGGCUUCAUUAAGGAGGAGGAGCGGCCGUUGCCAGAGAAUGAAUUUCAAAGACAGGUGUGGCUGCUUUUUGAGUACCCGGAGAGCUCGGGUCCUGCACGGGGCAUAGCGAUAGUGUCUGUACUGGUCAUUCUCAUCUCCAUUGUCAUCUUCUGCUUAGAGACAUUGCCGGAGUUCAGGGACGAUAACAGGGAUCCGAUCACUAUUGCGCCUGUGAUAAACGGCACACUCCCAUAUUUCAUCACCCCCUUCUCAGACCCGUUCUUUGUGGUGGAGACGCUGUGUAUCAUCUGGUUCUCUUUCGAGCUGCUGGUGCGCUUCUUUGCAUGCCCGAGUAAAGCCACGUUCUCCAAAAACAUCAUGAACAUUAUUGACAUUGUGGCCAUCAUACCCUAUUUCAUCACCCUGGGCACGGAGCUGGCUGAGAGGCAGGGAAACGGACAGCAGGCCAUGUCGUUAGCCAUUCUGCGCGUAAUUAGGCUCGUUCGGGUGUUUCGCAUCUUCAAACUCUCACGUCACUCAAAGGGGCUUCAGAUUUUAGGGCAGACAUUGAAGGCCAGUAUGCGUGAGCUGGGCCUGCUUAUCUUUUUCCUGUUCAUCGGUGUCAUUCUCUUCUCCAGCGCUGUUUACUUUGCUGAGGCAGACGACCCAGAUUCUAGUUUCAACAGCAUCCCGGACGCAUUCUGGUGGGCUGUUGUCACCAUGACCACCGUGGGCUAUGGGGACAUGCAUCCCGUGACAAUCGGGGGAAAGAUUGUGGGAUCUCUGUGCGCAAUCGCCGGUGUGCUUACCAUUGCCUUGCCUGUGCCCGUCAUCGUCUCCAAUUUCAACUAUUUCUACCACAGAGAGACGGAGGGCGAAGAGCAGGCACAGUACCUGCACGUGGGCAGCUGUCAGCCACUGGCAGACACAGAGGAGCUGAGGAAGACUCGCUCUUCGUCCUCACUCAGCAAGAGCGAGUAUAUGGUAAUAGAGGAGCACGGGAUCAACAGCGCGUUCAAACAGCAGCCCAACUUCCCCACCACCACGCAACACAACUCGCAGAAUUGUGUGAAUAUAAACAAAAAGAUUUUCACCGACGUGUAGCCAAUUUAAGAGUCAUGGCCCUGAACACAGGAGGAGGUGGUGUGUCAACACUCAGCUGGUUCUGUCGUUGCGCACCAGCGUGUGGAAGCAGCGGUAGAUCAGACGAAGAAAGAAAGGAAUCAAAGAGAGAGAAGAGGAAAGAGGGAACCCUGUCUGUUCAGAGACGCUGCUUUGUGCUCCAUUCAAAGAAUCAGGAUUUUUCAUUCCAGUGAUCUGAAUUCAUCAUUCUCUAUGAUUCCACUCGCGCUUGGAGAGAAAGAGCUCCUGGAAGAAUUAGGCCUACUAUUUUCUAAGUGAGGGAAUGGACCUGUUGUGCGUUGUGCAAUAGCCAGUAUAUUAUCACAACAGGUAGUGUCAGAAGCUUUAUUACUGUGAAAGAUAAGUACAAAAUGUAUGCUAUUCGAAGGACACUCACGUUGUAUGAACAUGCGUUAUGAGUCGUGAUUCGUCAGUCAUAGCCUAUGUAUAAUAUUCAGAAUCAUUUAAAUAUGUAUGUGUGUAUUUAAACACAUGUGAUGUCUGAAAAACACAGUUCUGCAUAUUAUUCAAUUAGACCGUUCUGUGCUAUGCCUUUAUUGUGCGUUAAAGUCUAGUCCAGAUGCUGCUGUCUUUAAAAAAAAUAAUCCCGUAUAAUUCCUUGAUAUGAUCUGUCCUGAUAGGCUACUUAAUGCGUAAACGGCAUCAUAUAAACACAGGGGCCAGCCGACUGUUAGCGUCUCAUUAUCGGUGCAAGACACACGUGAAAGAGGAAAACAGCCCGUCUUUCACGCACACACACAGCGAUCAAAGAUGGAGCGUGCUUCUCUUUGGAUGCCUCAAAUAUAGCCCGCUGUGAAGCAGUCUCCAUGGUGACGGUCGUUUCCUCGGUAACCCUGGUCACAGUUGCCAUGGCUUCCUUGUUUCCACAGUAACCUCCCAGAUGGCUUGGAAGCUGAGAUUCUCGUCUAAAGCGCUUGUCUUCAGUCUCUAAUAAGACUGUUUUGUACGUCCGUGAAAAAGACGAGUCCAAACAUGACCGGCGCCAAUCAACAAAACUCACCCAGUGACUUUAACACUGACACAAAAAACCAAUUGGAGCAAGAAGGUCUUGUUACAAAUUGCCACUACGAACUGAAAAUGAACGAGGCUCAACUCAGGAGAGGUGACGAGCACGAGAGGCGGAAGGAGAGGCAGCGCGUGAGGAGUUAUGAAUGUACUGGGAGCACAUUGUUUAGCUGUCUGGAGUGCUACUACUGCGGGCGCUCAGCAGAGGCUGCUGUUCUCCCACUGAUGAAACCGGUGAAAGGUGUUCAAUUUUUUUGCACAGACCUCCUGGAACCCCUGAUGAUCCCAAUUAGGCUGCAUCCUAUUUAGGAGCGCAGUGACUCUCGUCUUCCUGUUGGGCCUGAUGGGCCAAAGUUAAGAGUUGAGACAGAACUCCCACUGGAUCAAUUUUUCUUCCCCUACCCUCCUCUUCCUCCUCCUGACCCGUGUCUUCAAACAUGGUCUUCUAACAAGCGGUGCCUAGCAGGUCUUGCAGGCCUGCCCCUCCUCUGGAUCACCACAAAAUGCAACAAAAUGCAAUUGCAAGAAGAAAAAAAAUAAGUAAAUAAAUAAAAAAAAUCCACGUGCAGUCUUGUAGCUGCAGUUUUAUAACUGCUUCUGUUCUGGAGUUAAGAUCAAAAUUGAAUCAGGUCAUGACAGAAUUCAGCUGGAACUGUGUUUUGGACAUUUCUCCAUAUUGCUUUCUAUAUGAAUUUCAAAAGGACAGAUUCAGGAAACAUCCAGCAGUUUUGCAGAGCACAUCAUUCCUGGACCUUACAUGGAUUUCUACAUUCUGUAUUCAUAUUUCUGGGUAAUGAUAUUCAUUACGGACAUUAACUGACUAACAGCUUUUGCUUCAAGUCAAAAGUGGCAAAGGCUGAGGCCAGCCGUGAUUUGCUGAUAUGAAACUGUGAUACAAAUCAAAGACUGUUAGCCAUAUGCCUUUCUUAGCUCUGUGUGCUCUGUAUUGCUAAUAUGUGAAACAAACACACAAACAUACGUGUGCUGGUUGCAGCCAUUCCCUUGACACGGAGAGCAAUACAAAGGCAUUCACAAACACACCCACACAUGUAUGCACAUGCCUGUGAAUGGCUCUCUUGUUUCCCAGAAUGCACUGGUGUCCUUUUUUUGGGGGGGGGGGGGUCACAUUAUUGUCAGGGGAAGGCUGUGUAUUCCAGUAUUUGUUCUGUGUUAUUAUGUGUGUCUUAAACAUGACCCGUAUAAAGAGAU
This is a messenger RNA of Scatophagus argus, 4130 nucleotides long. RefSeq names its product potassium voltage-gated channel subfamily A member 3. Gene Ontology annotation, cellular component: voltage-gated potassium channel complex; membrane. NCBI's taxonomy places the organism in Eukaryota, Metazoa, Chordata, Actinopteri, Scatophagidae. The transcript is spliced from 3 exons. Gene Ontology annotation, biological process: potassium ion transmembrane transport; protein homooligomerization. Gene Ontology annotation, molecular function: delayed rectifier potassium channel activity; protein binding. Bases 282 to 1877 code for a protein of 531 amino acids. The record is from RefSeq and is a predicted model, not a curated record.